Molecule: messenger RNA, 1266 nt
Organism: Aspergillus pseudonomiae
Lineage: Eukaryota; Fungi; Ascomycota; Eurotiomycetes; Eurotiales; Aspergillaceae
Exons: 1
Coding region: 127-1125 (332 amino acids)
Source: RefSeq, a predicted model, not a curated record
ACAUUCCCCUCUCCCUCGAUCCCCCCCCCCGAGAAUUCUAACUCUGAUAAACAACACUCAGUACCGCCCGUUUCACAAUCCUUCCCGUCCCUCUCCAAACCACGACCCCACACUACAACCCGAAUCAUGACGGAAGACAAGAAGCGGGGCAACAACCAUAGCAAUGACGACCCCUCCAACAAACCCCCCAAUUCCACCAAACCAGCCGACAAGAACAACACAGACACCCCAUCCCUAGCAAGUCGCAUCCAAAGCUCAGCCUCCGGAUUAGCCCGGCAAGCCUUCUCGGCCCCCGGUUCAUCGGGCGAUGCAGCACAGUUCCUCACCACCGGUAGUAAAGCCAGCACAUCCUCAUCCUCCGCCCUAGCAGCCGCAGAACACUACAACCAAGUUUCCGGACCCUCCGCGCCAUCAUCAGCGGGGGCUCAAUUGCGUGAUAGCAAUGCGGGGACAUUCCGCUCAACAACCACACCCCAGCAGGGUGGGUUCGAGAUCCCUCAUCUGAGCGAGGAGGAGUUCGCGCAAACAGGGAACGACUUCCUGGAGCCAUCAACAUCCACCUCUACUACGAUAGACAAGGGAAAGGGAAAAGCGAGGGAAGAAGUAUCUUCGAUCUCACACACCCACGCCCCAGAACCGACCGACGGUUCAGCAGUCAUCUCCCUCCUCUCAGACAGAACCUUCGAUCCCACAUUCCCGCACGACCCCGCCGAAAUAAUCGAAACAGAACUAUUGCCCCCUCAGCAACUCACACAAACGGAGAUCCAAAUGCUCGAGUCCUUCCGUCGCCAUAUUACUCCCCAGCCGGACACUGCCUCUCCAUCUACCCACCGUCUUACGUCUGCCAGUCUCGUCCCGGAAAUUGAUACAAUCCUAGAUAGUGCGCCUGCGCUAACGGAUACAGAUGCUGCUACCUUAAGGGAUUGUGUUUUGGCUAGUUUGCCGGGGUCGGAGGAUUGGGUUGAUGUAGAGGAACGGUAUCAUGAUGAGGUGUGGGGCUGGUUGAAACCUACUUUGGAGGCUGCCGCUAGAGAGCUGGAGGAGAAGGAGGAUCCAAGGGGAGAAGAUGGGCCUGCCGUGCAACGAUUGAAGACGGUUUUGACACAUAUGCGGGCAAAGCUCUAGGAGUCUGGGUUGGGGAGUGAGAUGGGGCGGCGGUCAUGUAGUGUAUACCCAUACAUUUGCCUUUUGUACAAUAUGUAUUUGGUACCGAGUUUGUUGGUAGGUAGUGUAUAGAACAUUUUAUGUCCACAUAAUCCUAUUAUG